This is a messenger RNA of Anarrhichthys ocellatus (wolf-eel), 2027 nucleotides long. RefSeq names its product cytochrome P450 2F3-like. Gene Ontology annotation, cellular component: cytoplasm; intracellular membrane-bounded organelle. Gene Ontology annotation, molecular function: iron ion binding; oxidoreductase activity, acting on paired donors, with incorporation or reduction of molecular oxygen, reduced flavin or flavoprotein as one donor, and incorporation of one atom of oxygen; heme binding. The coding region runs from base 62 to 1537 and encodes 491 amino acids. The transcript is spliced from 9 exons. Gene Ontology annotation, biological process: xenobiotic metabolic process. The record is from RefSeq and is a predicted model, not a curated record. NCBI's taxonomy places the organism in Eukaryota, Metazoa, Chordata, Actinopteri, Perciformes, Anarhichadidae.
AGAGUAUAAGAGAGAUCUGCCGACCAGCAAAGAGUCGAGAAGACGAGGCGAAAAAAGCAUCAUGGACCUUUCUGCAACAGUGAUCCUGGCGGGGCUAAUCUUAGCUCUGCUGUGGUUGUUUAUAGUCAGAAACAGCAGGAAGUAUCGGUUGCCCCCAGGACCCUUUGCACUUCCUCUCAUAGGAAACCUGCCGCAACUGGACAAAAAUGUCCCUUUUAAAAGCAUUGUCAAGUUAAGUGAAACCCACGGUCCUGUGAUGACCCUCUACCUGGGCUGGCAGCGGGUGGUUUUUCUGGUGGGAUAUGACGCGGUGAAGGAGGCUCUGGUGGACCAGGCAGACGACUUCACAGGCAGAGGGCCACUGCCGUUUCUGAUCAAAAUGACCAAGGGCUAUGGUUUGGGGAUCAGCAACGGGGAGCGCUGGCGCCAACUGCGACGUUUCACACUGUCGACCCUGAGAGACUUUGGGAUGGGACGCAAGGGGAUGGAGGAGUGGAUCCAGGAGGAGAGCACACACCUGAGGGCCCGCAUAGAGUCAUUCAAAGACAAGCCAUUUGACCCCACGUUCCUGAUGAGCCGCACCGUGUCCAAUGUGAUCUGCUGUCUGGUGUUUGGUGAACGCUUCGGGUACGAGGACAAGAAGUUCCUGAACCUCCUCAGCAUCAUAUCUGAAAUUUUAAAGUUCAUGAACAGCCCUGUCGGUCAGUUGUACAACAUCUUUCCCUGGCUCAUGGAGCGUCUGCCCGGCCCCCAGCACACUUGUUUUGCCAAAGUUGAGAAGUUGAGAGAGUUCAUCGAGAUGAAGAUCCAAGAGCACAAAGAGACACUGGACCCCAGCUCCCCGAGGGACUUUAUUGACUGCUUUCUCCUCCGAAUCAAUCAGGAAAAGGACAAUCCCAAGACCGAGUUCCACUAUGAAAACUUGGUCUCCACAGUGUUCAACCUCUUCCUGGCAGGAACGGAAACCACCAGCUCCACCAUCAGAUAUGGCCUCAGUGUGCUGAUCAAAUACCCGAACAUACAGGAGAAAAUGCAGAAGGAGAUUGACACUGUGAUUGGACAAGGCUGUGCUCCCAGCAUGGAGAACAGGAAGUCCCUCCCCUUCACAGAUGCAGUUGUCCAUGAGGUGCAGCGCUUUCUGGACCUUGUCCCCUUCGGCCUCCCUCACUACGCACUCCAGGAUAUCUCUUUUCGGGGUUACACGAUUCCCAAGGACACAAUAAUCUUUCCCAUGUUGCACUCUGUGCUGAAAGAGGAAAAUAAAUGGGCGACUCCCCAGUCCUUCAACCCCCAGCACUUCCUGGACCAGAAUGACAACUUCAAGAAAAAUCCUGCAUUCCUGCCUUUCGCUGCAGGGAAGAGAGCCUGUGUUGGAGAGUCUCUGGCUCGUAUGGAGCUUUUCAUCUUCCUGGUGUCGAUGCUGCAGAAUUUCACCUUUUCCUGCGCCGGAGGCCCUGACAGUAUAAACCUUGUUGCAGAGUACAGCAGCUUUGCCAAUCUGCCCCGCACGUACCAGAUCAUCGCCACGCCGCGGUGAGACGAGGUGCUCCCCCUGGGCCGUCGAUCAUCGCUUGAAGCACCCUGAGUCCCCCAUACUCAGUCUUUAAUGUAUUUUAAUCAACUCUUUGUUCCUGUGUUACUUGUGAACACGCUUUCUACUGCUAUUAAAAUGUAUUGCUACAUUACUACUAUAAAAGUACAUACAAACAAAUACAUAUAUACAUACAAAUGGCACUGAAUCACUUCCUGCUGUGAAAGAACCAACGAGGUAAUUUACUCACUUGUGUCUUGAAGACAUCGAAUGUAUCGUCUCUGUUAAAAACUUGCCAAAAGCUCUGCCUUUAAAAUAAAGUCAUAACAUUGAAACACUCCUUGAAAGAGAAAACAUAUUUUCAAACACAAAAUCCUUAGAAAUUUGAACAUUGGAUAAAGCUUGGUUCUAAAUUCUUGUCUCAUUUUGUUGACAUUUUAGAGUCAAAGGUUUUUACAGAGGGAAUCUUGGAUAUCUCUUUUUAUCACGCAAUAAA